AUGUGCGUAAUCAACUUUGUUUAAAUCCAAGUCUUUUUAUUUCGUGACAUCUUUAUUAAAAUCGGUGAAUUCAAAUUAUUUUCUAGAAAUUAAACAAAAUAAUCAUUAGUCAUCCAUCCUAUUCAUUUACAAUAUCCAAAAAAUCCAAUUUACAAAAAAAGGUUUUUUAUUAAUUAUUCUAUGUAGAGUCACCAAAGGUUUUUGAUAAUGAAUAUCAUUAAAGAUAUCAAGAAAUGUUUAAUAAGUGAAUAACACGACUCUUUUGACAUUCUUAUGUAGAAUAAUUAAGUCUCCUACAUUUUUAAUUUUGAUCUCUAUACUAAGUCUUUUCCAAAUAUUUAAGUUUAACUGCCAUUUGUACCUUAAGAAAAAAUAAGUCUUUAUUCUCAUAUAUAUGUUUAUGUUUUAAUAAUACGAUUAAGAAUUAAGGAAUUCAGGACCUAUGUUUUAUUGAAUAAUAUUAAAUAGUUUAAUUUUAUAAUUGAAAAUAGAAUUUAGAAUUUACUAUUAAAAAUCGUUAUACCAGAUAACAUUGUAAUAUCUUAAAAAAAGAGAAUAAUAUUCUUUGAAUUCAUUGGUAUCAAGAGGUUGUGCUGA
Paramecium tetraurelia is the source of this 597-nucleotide messenger RNA. RefSeq lists its product as uncharacterized. The transcript has 2 exons. NCBI's taxonomy places the organism in Eukaryota, Ciliophora, Oligohymenophorea, Peniculida, Parameciidae. The record is from RefSeq and is a predicted model, not a curated record.